Ogataea angusta is the source of this 2286-nucleotide messenger RNA. RefSeq lists its product as uncharacterized. Gene Ontology annotation, molecular function: telomerase RNA binding; telomeric repeat DNA binding; protein binding. NCBI's taxonomy places the organism in Eukaryota, Fungi, Ascomycota, Pichiomycetes, Pichiales, Pichiaceae. Gene Ontology annotation, biological process: nuclear-transcribed mRNA catabolic process, nonsense-mediated decay. The transcript has a single exon. Gene Ontology annotation, cellular component: telomerase holoenzyme complex. Bases 1 to 2286 code for a protein of 761 amino acids. The record is from RefSeq and is a predicted model, not a curated record.
AUGACGAAUUCAGAAUUCAAUAACCCUUCCAAGUUGGAGGAGCCCAUAGAGCAGAUAUUAUCCCAGAACAAGCAAAAGAUUUUGGAGAUUUUGGGCAACAAAUACUCUAGCGAUGAGUCUCUUUUGCUUGGUACCGUUAGUUUCGCUCAGUCAAAGCUAAUGACCUACAUCCUUGACAACUUGAGCGUGCCCACCGCUUCUCGGGCUAUGCUGGGGAAAGUCGUUGACAGAGCUUGGGUCGACCUUCAUCACCCCACGAUCAAGAUUUUUCAGUCACAAUUUCGGUAUCUGUCAAAAAAGAAAUCAUCGUCUAAAAAGCAAAGGCCUUUUACCAGCGUGGAAAUCCGGAAGACAUUCGAGCAUUUUGUGCGGUUUAUUUCCAAGUGCUAUGAUUUUUAUAUCAGUUUGGUAAAGGAAAUUCUAACAUCGCAUGACAUCAUACUCUUUGUUCCGGUCAAGAAACUUACCACGACGCUGAAAAUAGACAUCACUUACAAAGAGCCGAGAAAAUCCCCAUCCCAACGUACGAUCGAGUCGUUGGUCUACGUGAUUAGCAAAUGCGUUCUUUACAUCGGAGACCUCUCUAGAUAUCGCGCCCUGGUUGCAAAGACAUAUUUGCCGACAGCUUCAAUCUCCAAAGAAGACAACAACAAUUAUAGCAAGUCUAUCGAGCUCUAUAAACUGGCUCUCCUGAUCUUGCCUUCUUUAGGAGAUCCUUACAACCAUAUUGCUAUCAUCGAUAAUCUCAAAGAGGAUAGUUUCAAUGUGGUCUACAACUUCAUCCGGUCGUCCCUCAGCAGCGAACCAUUGCCCAUCGGCCUCGGUAACCUUAUUAAUUAUGUGUCCAAAAAACCUAAUCCGAUGUUGAGGGUUUUCGAAGCGCACAAUUCAACGCCGAAAUCUGAUCUCACAAAGAAUGUGAAGUAUGAGCUGCUAAGGUAUCAAUUCCUUGUUCUAUUCGAUUACUACUUGCUGCCAGGUCAGUGGAAGGAGUCGGAGGGUUAUUUGGUUCAUCAUCAUUCAAUCCCCGACAUUGAGACGGACUUUUAUAAAUUUAUGAAACAACUGGAUUAUCGGAAACAGGUUUUCAAUGAUCUAUAUUUCAAACAGCUUGUGAUCUUGAUUGGGGGAUUUGAGUUGCUGGUCGAUAACAAUAUGGUCCACCCCGAGCUGGACCAUAGCACCGCUAUCAUCGGAGAAUAUUUGAAAUUUACAUUUAGGUUUUUGGAUAACAUGAUGCAAAUCUCGCUGGAUAACUGGAAUGGAAACUCGGAUCAACCCGAUCUCACUCAUCUCUUGCUUCCUCUUGUCAGACUGAUGCUUUGUUGGUUCAAGGAGAGAGAGCUUCCAAGAAGCUACCUAGUUCAAACUCCAAAAUACGCUUUCAAGCUAGCCCAAAUUGUCAACAACGCUGUUCAAUAUUUCCGCAUUAACCCGGAGGCAACUUCCCAAGUGGAUGCUAAUACGAGGUUCAAGGACUACAAGCCUGAAAGAAAGAGACUUUUCAAAGAAGACGUUACUUUAAAAGAAUUCAGACCAAUCAACUAUGCAUUGGAUGACUUCAAUGAUAGCAAGUUUCAAGAAAAGUCUGAGACUUCGGUGCUUGCUUUGAUCGGAGAACUUCCUGACGAAAGCCACAAGUCCAUGAAACUCUGUGAUUACGUCCUGAGAAUGAUUUCCGUUGCACAUAUGGGAAUACGCAUCCUAAGUGAAAACAAAGUCGAUUUGCAAUUUGAUCCUACAACUCAAUUGUUUUUGAUCCCAGACAACAAGGUGAAACAAUUUACAAAGAAACGCUCCAAGCCUUUGAAGGAUGGUAAAUCGAAUUACGAAGAAAGUGAACAUCAGUUUGUUUCCAUGGUCGACUCAAUUGUAAGCGACCCCGAGGAAGAUUUGACUGCUCAGCCUGUUAGUGCCGCAAACUCUCCAGAGCUGACUAAAGCGCCUCCAGCGACCGUGCCUGCUACAAGCCCUCCGAUAUUUUCUAAUAUCUGGUCGAACCAGCCAUUGAUGGCCAAUUUGCAACCACAGCAAGCAAACAUGGGAUUUUACUACCCUAUGGAUACUUCUCAGUCUCAAUUUUUCAAGCCUGCAGUUGACCCCCUCCCGGCCCAGACCAGCGGCAAUUCAUUUACUCUUCCCCCUCAGUUACCUCUGGCAGAUUCUUUCAAUGCAAUGCACUACAAUUCUUUCUUUUUCCAGCAACCGUUGAAUAUGGAAACAAUGAACCAAGAAGUGGCACAAGAGAAACUCUAUAACGCGUAUCAUCAGUAUGGAAAACCCUAA